This is a messenger RNA of Schizophyllum commune H4-8, 1931 nucleotides long. RefSeq names its product L-gulonolactone/D-arabinono-1,4-lactone oxidase. The transcript is spliced from 5 exons. Bases 245 to 1678 code for a protein of 477 amino acids. Gene Ontology annotation, cellular component: mitochondrion; membrane. Lineage: Eukaryota; Fungi; Basidiomycota; Agaricomycetes; Agaricales; Schizophyllaceae. The record is from RefSeq and is a predicted model, not a curated record. Gene Ontology annotation, molecular function: D-arabinono-1,4-lactone oxidase activity; FAD binding.
CGGGACUGGAGCAGGAUGACGGCGGGGCAAGACACGGUCAGCGAUUGUGAUUCAUUGUCACGCGUCCCCCUAUGAUGCCCAUCCGCUAACGCGCGCCGAUCGCCAACUGGCGCGCGUCCGCCCGUCUCAGGUCCCUCCAUGACGGAGAAUCCCGAAGAGGCAAUCGGAUCACUCUCAAUUUCGUGUGCGCAUACGCCAACAUUUAUAAUGGCCCCCUCUUCUUCCUAUCGUCCCUUCUCCCGCCAUGCACACACCAACUAUUGCCCAACUCUCCCUAGACGACAUAUAUCGGCGGCUCGCGCCUGUCACGGCGCGCCCCUCCUCCCCCACAGCCUCCUAUACCAACUGGGCUCGCACCUUUGGAUGCAAGCCUCAAGCCAUCUACGAACCGGAGAACGAAUAUCAAUGUGAACUCGCCCUUGAGCUCGCCCGGCGCGAGGGGAAGGUCGUGCGCGCCGCGGGUGUUGGGCACAGUCCCAGCGAUGUUGCGUGCACUACCGAGCUCAUGAUUCGAAUGACUAGGCUCAAUCGUGUGCUCGAGGUCAAUACCGAGAAGAAGUGGGUUGUGGCACAAGGUGGCAUAGUGCUGCACGAUCUGCACGCACAGCUCGCCCAGCACGGACUCGCCAUGCGCAACGUCGGCUCUAUAUCCGACCAGACGCUCGCCGGUAUCAUCACCACUGCCAGCCACGGUUCUGGGAUGGAGUUCGGCGUAUUCUCCACGAACGUCCUGGCUCUCACCAUCCUUCUCGCCAACGGCGCACGCGUCACUUGCUCCGCAUCAGAACAUUCUGAUCUAUUCUACGCGUCCUUGAGUGGCCUGGGAGGCACCGGGUUGCUGCUGGAGAUCAAGCUCGAGGUAGAGGACGCGUUCCGACUGAAGGAAGUCGCAGAGUCGGUACCUUUUGACAUGGCGCUUGACGACUUCGACGCGAUCAUGACCUCCACUCAACAUCCACGCCUGUGGUGGUUCCCCGCGUCCGACACGAUACGUAAGAGCUCUUCAGACCGUACGCAUGAGCCCCGGACGGACAGCGGCAACUGGUUCUGGGACGUCUUGGUCGGCUUUCACCUUGUCCAUCUCUUGCUAUUCAUUGCGCGAUACUAUCGGGAUCUGAAUCUCGCCGUUUGCCGAUUCGUCACAUGGCUCGGUCGCCCGCCCCUCUCUCGAGUAGAUGAUAGUCACAAGAUUUUCAACAUCGACUGUCUAUUCUUGCAGUACACCACCGAAUGGGCGAUCCCGUACGAAAAUUCGCAGGCCGCGCUGCGCGAAAUGCGGACGUGGCUCCAGCGCGAGAUCGCCAGCGCCGACGGCCUACGUCCGCACUUCCCUAUUGAGAUCAGAGUCUCCGCUGCGGACGAGAUAUGGAUGAGCCCCAGCUAUGGCCACCGCACGACGUGGAUCGGCAUCGUCCAAUACAAGCCUUACGGCUUCGAAGUGCCCUACAAGGAACUCUUCACCGGCUUUGAGGAUAUCGUUAUCCGCCACGGCGGCCGCCCGCACUGGGCGAAAGCGCACAAUAUGCGUCCGGACGAUCUUCGCGCACUCUAUCCACGAUUCGACGACUUCGUGCGCGUCCUAGACGAGGUCGACCCUCAAGGCAUGUUUAGAAACGAGUAUGUGCAGCGCCAUAUAUACGGCCAGCAGGGCGACACUGCCGACAAGUACAAAAAGUAGCUCUGCGUGUGCGUUCGACGCAGCAGGAGGUCGAGCUACGAAAAGUAGUUUAUGAUUUUUGCCUAUUUUUUCGGCAGACGCUGGAUACUGGUACUAUACAAGCCCGGACCCUAGCAUUGUUCCCUGGAUUUUCUCCGGCCUUAUAGCCCCACUGUAGCUACUGUAUGUAGUCAUUCGAGUCAUAGCGCCCCAUUGCAUGUAGACGUUGGUGUUGUGUUUGUAUUGGAAUAGAUAUUAGAAUAUGGUGCGGAGG